UCACAUUUUCUUCCUCCUCUCCCCGGCCGCCGACGAUUCUCUCCUCCACGUCCGACGAUGGGCGGCGCCGCCGACAACGCUUCAUCAGGAUCCUCGUUCCUCUCUGAUAAAUCGGCGAAGAUCUUCGUCGCCGGUCACCGUGGCCUCGUCGGUUCCGCCAUUGUCCGCAAGCUCCAGCAGCUUGGAUUCACGAAUCUCCUUCUUCGUUCUCAUUCCGAGCUUGACCUAACUCGCCAAUCCGAUGUCGAAUCGUUCUUCGCUAAUGAAAAACCUCGAUUUGUUAUCCUCGCUGCCGCUAAAGUCGGCGGCAUUCACGCCAACAACACCUAUCCGGCGGAUUUCAUCGCCAUUAACCUUCAAAUCCAGACUAAUGUCAUCGAUUCGGCCUAUCGCCAUGGUGUUCAGAAGCUAUUGUUCCUCGGUUCGUCGUGUAUUUAUCCGAAAUUCGCUCCACAGCCGAUUCCUGAAGACGCAUUGCUGACCGGUCCUCUGGAGCCAACGAACGAGUGGUACGCGGUGGCGAAGAUCGCCGGAAUCAAAAUGUGUCAGGCGUAUCGAAUUCAACACAAUUGGAAUGCGAUUUCAGGAAUGCCGACAAAUCUGUACGGUCCUAACGACAAUUUCCACCCGGAGAAUUCACACGUCUUGCCGGCGUUGAUGAGGAGAUUUCACGAGGCGAAGGUGAACGGAGCAAAAGAAGUGGUGGUUUGGGGAAGUGGAAGCCCUCUUAGGGAGUUUCUGCACGUCGAUGAUUUGGCCGACGCCGUCGCUUUCCUCAUGGAGGAAUACAGCGAUUUAGGCCAUGUGAAUGUUGGGAGUGGGAAGGAAGUGAGCAUCAAAGAGCUAGCUGAAUUGGUGAAAGAAGUGGUGGGAUUUGAAGGAGAUCUUGUUUGGGACAAAUCAAAGCCUGAUGGGACUCCAAGGAAAUUGAUGGACAGUUCCAAGCUUGCUGAAUUGGGAUGGAAUCCAAAGAUUUCUCUGAAGGAUGGCCUUGUGGAUACUUACAAAUGGUAUGUUCAAAAUGUGCAGCAAUGAAAAACGAAUCAAGAACACAGGUGAGUCCACCAUUUUCAAUGAUCUGUUUGAUCCUUUUGUUGUGAUUGUAGUUUAUAGAUCUGUAUUACUGAAUCAAAUUUGCUUAGAUCUGAAGCUUUUGCUGCUGCCUGAUAUAUGAUUUGAUGCCUAUAGAGAUUUCUGUCAUAUCUUUCUUUGCCAAUUAUGUUGAUCUUCUUACCAGUAGAUUGAGCCAGUUUGUAUUUCUGCAAUUGAGAAUAAAAUUUGCUGAUUUGAGAACCA
Molecule: messenger RNA, 1296 nt
Organism: Cucurbita pepo subsp. pepo (vegetable marrow)
Lineage: Eukaryota; Viridiplantae; Streptophyta; Magnoliopsida; Cucurbitales; Cucurbitaceae
Product: putative GDP-L-fucose synthase 2
Biological process (GO): nucleotide-sugar biosynthetic process
Molecular function (GO): GDP-L-fucose synthase activity
Source: RefSeq, a predicted model, not a curated record